Molecule: messenger RNA, 1765 nt
Organism: Nothobranchius furzeri (turquoise killifish)
Lineage: Eukaryota; Metazoa; Chordata; Actinopteri; Cyprinodontiformes; Nothobranchiidae
Gene: hagh
Product: hydroxyacylglutathione hydrolase
Biological process (GO): glutathione metabolic process
Cellular component (GO): mitochondrion
Molecular function (GO): hydroxyacylglutathione hydrolase activity
Source: RefSeq, a predicted model, not a curated record
UCAGGCCUGGGUAGGUGAUGUUUAAAAGGGGGCGGUGACGGAACUAACUAACUUUUCUGGUUUAAUCUGACGUGAUAAGACUGUAGUGACUGUGAUGUUAUUGAAGUCACUAGUGGGGAGUGCCUGCACUCUAAUAGGAGCCGCUACUGCGUUAAAACUCGCACCUGCUGAAGUCCGGGCUCAGACAGCUGCUCUCGUUCACAGCGCAGUGAGGAAGUCUCACCUGGUCCAACAAGACAGCAUGAGGGUGGAGCUGCUCCCAGCGCUCAGCGACAACUACAUGUACCUGCUGAUCGAUGAGGACUCCAGAGAGGCCGCUAUUGUUGACCCCGUGGAGCCAAUAAAGGUGGUGGAAGCGGUCAGAAAACAUGGCGUUAAACUCACCACAGUUCUGACCACCCAUCACCACUGGGAUCACGCCGGUGGGAAUGAGAAGAUGGUGAAGCUGAUGCCAGGGCUGAGGGUCUAUGGGGGAGAUGACCGUGUCGAUGCCAUCACUAAGAAAGUUUCUCAUUCCAACACUUUUAAACUGGGAUCACUAAGUGUGAAGUGUCUGUUUACUCCCUGUCACACGACGGGUCACAUCUGUUACUAUGUUACUAAAGAGAACUCCUCUGAUCCACCUGCCGUCUUCACAGGCGAUACUCUGUUUGUGGCCGGCUGUGGUAAAUUCUUCGAGGGCACGGCGGAGCAGAUGUACAAAGCCUUGAUAGAAAUUUUGGGACGUCUGCCUCGUGAAACGCGUGUCUACUGUGGUCAUGAAUAUACGGUCAGCAAUCUGAAAUUUGCACGCCACGUGGAACCAAAAAAUGAAGUCAUUCAGAAGAAGCUGGAAUGGGCUAAGGAGAAGUGCAGCAACGGAGAGCCGACCAUCCCAUCCACGCUGGAGGAUGAAUUCACCUUCAAUCCCUUCAUGAGAGUAAAAGAGAAGUCGGUCCAAGACCACGUGAAGCAGAUGGACCCAGUUGAGACCAUGAGAAGUCUCCGGAAAGAAAAGGAUGGUUUCAGAGUUCCUAAGGAGUAAAGCGUUCAUGUCGACACUUUUUACCUGCAGGUUGACCAUUAUGGAAGAAAAACAACAACUCCUGCGAGCCUUUUGAAACGGUCACUUUGACUGAUGGAGCAGGCGUAGCAGGUUUCUGAUUAGUUUGGCCGAUGUUGCUGUGCGAGUCAAAAGGAAUAUACGGCCAUGAGUUGGAACGCUUUAAGGGGAAAAUUGUAUUUUAAUUUGUAAAUGUUAGAGUCUAUUUAGAAUGAUGUUAAUAUUUUAAACUACUAAAAGUUUCAUUUGGUGUUGAAAUGAUUCACAAGACACACAAAGAACAAAUACCCAGUGUUAUACGUACAAUCUGUGUGAAUAGAUUUAGUCAUUUCUUACUCUUCACAUUGUUUACUUCCAUAAUCACUUAAAGCUGUAUCUGGGUUAAACGCAUCACAGUUGCCUUGUAGACGUGUGGCUCUGCAUUACUUCUAAAUGCUUUUACGUUCUUACAAUCGUACAAAGAGUCCUGCAUGAUCUUUGUUUUAAGCAAUAAACUCAUCUGUUUGGAGAAGGUAAAAGAAGAAACCUGUGAUUUAAUCUUCUCAUAAAUAAACGUGUGAUGCUGUACGUCAUUAGUUGAAUCAUAUGCUCACGUAUGUUCAGUUAUAAAACUUUAUUUUUAAUUAAAAAUACAAUCUGUAACGAGGAAAAACAUCCACGUUCAUGAUUUGAACAAAACCUCCGAACAUUUCAAUAACUUCAAAAUAAACAUUUUGUGACAGA